This is a messenger RNA of Sugiyamaella lignohabitans, 2073 nucleotides long. It is a transcript of the gene NOC3, whose product is annotated as Noc3p. NCBI's taxonomy places the organism in Eukaryota, Fungi, Ascomycota, Dipodascomycetes, Dipodascales, Trichomonascaceae. Bases 1 to 2073 code for a protein of 690 amino acids. Gene Ontology annotation, cellular component: nucleolus. Gene Ontology annotation, molecular function: chromatin binding. The record is from RefSeq and is a predicted model, not a curated record. Gene Ontology annotation, biological process: DNA replication initiation. The transcript has a single exon.
AUGGCCAAAAGACCCAGAGGAAAGGUGGCUGAGAAGCUUGCAAAGCGGUCUAAAGACAGGCACACUGCAGACUCAGCUCUUAGUUCGUCUUCAUGGUCUGCUUUGGGUGAGGUAGAUGAAGACCCCAAUUACCCAGACAGUGAUCAAGAACAGGACUAUGACAGUAGACCAAGGAAAUUUCAAGUUGCUGAUGACGAACGGGUUGAACGAUUGCCAGUUAAGACCUUAGAGGGAGAAGUUAAACGAGUAAUGGGAAAAAAGGAGAAGAAAAUCCAAAAGGAAGUUGAAGAAGAUAAAGAGGACGAGUCUGAAUCAGAGGAAGACGAAUCUUCCAAAAGCGAGGAAGUCACUACAGAACAAAAGGCUUCUGGAGACGGUGAAGAUGAUAGUGAUUCUGAGCCCGAAGAUAACGACCCAGUUUCUCUCAACCAGAAGCUUUUGGAGCUGAAGGAGAUCAUUGCAGAGACAGCAGAGAAGCUAAACGAGGAUCCAGAGGAACAUAUUAGCAAGUUGAGAGAGUUACGGGAAUUGAUCGCAUCUUCGAAGCACUUUAAAGCUAAGCAACUUAUAAUAUUGUCGUUGGUUCAGAUAUUCCAAAGUCUCAUACCCGGUUAUCGUAUCCGCCCUCUUACAGAAAGUGAACAGAAGGAAAAAGUAUCGAAAGAGGUCAGAAAAUUACGAAACUUUGAAGAGAGUCUAUUAUUGAAUUACAAAGCAUAUAUCUCUACUCUGCAAACGUUUUCAAGGAAAGGGAAAAGUUCGCAGGUUGGAACAGUUAAAUACUCCCUUGCCAGCGUCUCUAUCCUGGCGGCAUGUGAGCUCCUUGAAUCAGUUCCCUAUUUUAAUUUUAGAAGCGAACUAGUUCAAAUCAUCGUUGACAAAUUAAGCACCAAAAAAAACGAUGAAACGUUUUAUAAAUCUAUUCAGACACUGGAGACUAUAUUCAAGGCCGAUGAGGAGGGACAAAUCAGUUUUGAUUUAGUGAGGCUGCUAUCCAAGAUGAUCAAGGCCCGAAAAUAUAAAGUUGAUGAAAAGGUCAUUAACAGCUUGCUUCAUCUGAGACUCUUAACCGAACUUGCAGCUAGAGCUGAUUUGGAGAAGGUACAGAGGUUUGUCGAAGAUGAGGGACCCAAAAAGAAGAAAGAUAGAGUCCACCUUAGUAAAAAGGAAAGGAAAGCACGAAAAGAGCGCAAAGCUAUUACCGAAGAAAUGAUGAGGGCUGAAACAGCCGUCUCAGCAGAAGAAAGAGAGAGACUCCAAGGAGAAACUCUAAAACUUGUAUUUAUUCUUUACUUCAAUAUUCUUAAGGAGCGAUCAGAAAAGCUUAUUGGCGUAACAUUAGAAGGCUUGGCAAAAUUUGCACACUUGAUCAAUGCGGAUCUUUUUGGUGAUCUAUUGGAGGUUUUGCGUGAGCUUAUCUUGGAAAGACAAAAACGCAUAGUAGGCGGCGAGUACGAAUUCAAGGAGUCCGCUACCCGAGAGUCGCUUUUAUGCAUCGUAACAGCUUUUGCACUCCUGUCGGCUCAGGCUGGUGUUGGUGAGUCUAUGAACCUUGACUUGACCUUUUUUGUUAACCAUUUUUACUCGAGUCUUUAUUCUUUAUCAUUAAAUGCCGAUAUCGAAUUCUCCCACAAGACCCUUCGACUCGAUGAUCCAUUAAAGGCAGCAUCUAUAACACCCAAUAAGUACAAGGUUAACAUUUCGACGGAAACUGAGAUGAUGAUCAGAGCAUUUGAAUUUAUCUUUUUCCGCCAAAGAUCCAUAGGACCCAAUAGGGUUCAAUCAUUUGCUAAACGACUAGCAAUUUCGACUCUACAUAUGCCCGAAAAGUCGUGCGCUGCCUCUCUAAGAAUUCUUGAUAAAAUGACCAAGAAGUUCAAUAGUAUGCCUGCCCUCUAUUCUACCGAAGACCGUGUUGCAAACGGCGUUUAUAAUAUGGAAGUCGAUGAUCCUGAGCACUCGAAUCCAGGAGCAGCAACUAUCUGGGAGACUGUACUCUUAGAAAAACAUUACUCUCCAAUGGUUGCCAAAGCAGCACAAGCAGUACCCAAAGGUGCUAUUGUUCCCACGUAA